GUACCAUCAGUCAGCGGUGCGCUGGUUGGGGGCGGUAUUCCGGCUCUUUGCAGCUGCUCAAAGAUGGCGACGGAAAGACAGACUGAAGAGAAUUUUGUAGAAAUAUUUAACUGAAUAGGAAUUUAAUAAAACGCACUGUUUUGCAAAUUAUCAGUUGUCUCUCUUGACAGAAGAUUUGGCAGUAGAAGAUGAACCGUGCCUCGCUAUGGGCUGCGAUUAAGCUGAAUGCGUUGUGAUUUCCAGUAAUUGAGACAGUGAUUCUAACAAGCUGUCUACAUUAAUGAAAAGAGCAAUGUCGUCAGCUUAACAUAAUCACCAGUGUCCCAUGACCGAGUAGCAAAUACGUGGUUUUAUUUUUAGUACGGAAUUCAGAGGAAAUGUUAACUUCUGCAUGUCACUGAAUAGUUGUAAAGCUUAAAAGUCUGUUCAUUUUCACCGUUGGUAUUUGCAAAGUAAUAUUAAAGCUGACCAUUUUUUUUCACUGCUGUAUUAAGUAACAAGUAGAAUUAAAAUUGAAACGAUGGAGACGCAUGAAAUUGUUCCUCCCCUCCCGCAAGAUCUGCCUGAACCCAUGACUUUGGAGAGCCAUGAUUCUCCCCCGCCUCUCCCGCCAAUUACGAUGCAGCCUCCACCACCUCCCCUGCAAACGUCCAGUGACGCAGAGGUAAUGGACGUUGGCUCCGGUGGUGAUGGACAGUUAGACUCCCCAGAGGGGGACCGCGAAUCAGUUGGCACGGCACCGCUUCACACAAAGGGAUCGGGUUCCUUCAGCAGCCGCCUUACAGAUGAUGCAGAAACCAGCGUUGUGAACCCUAGAACCGCUCGCCACGCGGCCCCCGCUUCCAGCUUCUUACCCAAUUUAAAGCUGCUUAAAGAUGUAAAAAUCCGUGUGAGUUUUACAGAGAGCUGUAGACGCAAGGACAGGAAAGUCUUGUACACAGGGCAUGGUCAGGAGGGGGAGGCAGAAGCCCAUCUCGGUAACGAUAGCUUAAACAGUGACUUGCAUGAGAGCGAUCUUAGCAGUGCUAGUGGUUUGAACUAUCUGGGUGAGUCAAGCUUAAAUCAGGAAAAUAAAUGUGAGAAUGCAGAGGUUGAUCGGGAGACAAAAGUAGAGUUUGCAGUUCUGGAUGAACUGGAGGAUUUCACUGAGAAUUUUAUGGAAACCGACGAUGGAGAGAGAGCGGGUUUCCAGUCGGAGGCGAUCGUUCAGCAUGAGCCUGCGGAUGAGGAGAUCCUCAAUUACUCCUACGAGGACGAGUUCGAUAAUGAUAUUGAUGCCCUGCUGGAGGAGGGGCUCUCAGUUCCUAAAAAAAAGAUGCGGAUGUCUGAGUCUGACAAGUACGCCGGAGGAGAGAGUGACCAUCAGUCGGAUGGGGAGAUGAGUGUGCAGCCAAUGAUGACCAAAAUCAAAACUGUGCUUAAAAGUCGUGGCCGCCCCCCUACCGAGCCCCUUCCUGACGGGUGGAUUAUGACAUUCCAUAACUCUGGCAUUCCCGUGUACCUUCACAGAGAAACACGCGUUGUUACCUGGUCCAGGCCUUACUUCUUGGGAACAGGGAGCAUAAGGAAACAUGAUCCUCCAACCAGUACCAUUCCUUGCCUGCACUACAAAAAAAUUAAGGAACGAGAAGAAAGGGAACAAAACCGAGAGGUGACGCCGAACGGAGAAGCCUCCCCCGUGAAGGCAGGAGUGCUGGACACCUUGGACAGGGCUGAUGAGCCUGACUCCACAGCUCCUGAGGAAUCCGGUGCAGCCAGUCUGGGACCUGCUGCUGGCUCCACCUCAACCCAACUGCUCUCGGAGGAAAGGGAGACUCCGGCCAGCGAGGCAGCCCAGGGAGCGCUGUGCCAGGUGAAGGCCAAGGUAGAAGUGUGCAAAGACGAAUCCAUAGAUGUUGAAGAAUUUCGGAAAUACCUGGAAAGGCGGUUCGACUUUGAGCAGGUUACCGUGAAGAAGUUUCGAACCUGGGCCGAGAGGCGCCAGUUUAACAGGGAGAUUAAGCGCAAGCAGGCUGAAGCAGAGAGACCCAUCCUGCCAGCCAAUCAGAAACUGAUUACUCUGUCCGUGCAAGAUGCUCCAACAAAGAAAGAGUUUGUUAUUAAUCCUAAUGGGAAAUCAGAAGUUUGCAUCCUACACGAAUAUAUGCAGCGGGUUCUGAAGGUCCGCCCAGUGUAUAACUUUUUUGAAUGUGAGAACCCCAGUGAACCCUUUGGAGCUUCAGUUAUUAUAGACGGCGUGACGUAUGGUACAGGAACUGCAAGCAGUAAGAAACUCGCCAAGAAUAAAGCUGCUCGAGCUACACUGGAAAUCCUCAUUCCUGACUUUAUAAAGCAGACCUCCGAGGAGAAGCCUAAAGACACAGAUGAACUUGAGUAUUUUAACCAUAUCAGUAUUGAGGACUCGAGGGUGUAUGAGCUCACAAAUAAAGCUGGAUUACUGUCCCCAUAUCAGAUUCUUCACGAGUGCCUUAAGAGAAACCAUGGGAUGGGUGACACCAGCAUCAAGUUUGAAGUGAUACCUGGUAAAAACCAGAAGAGUGAAUACGUCAUGGCUUGUGGCAAGCACACUGUGAAAGGCUGGUGUAAAAAUAAGCGUGUGGGAAAGCAGCUGGCCUCUCAGAAAAUCCUGCAGUUGCUGCACCCCCACGUGAAGAACUGGGGGUCCCUUCUACGCAUGUACGGCAGGGAGAGCAAUAAGAUGGUGAAAAAGGAAAAUUCAGACAAAAGCGUGAUUGAACUUCAGCAGUAUGCCAAAAAGAACAAGCCAAAUCUUCAUAUCCUGAACAAACUGCAAGAUGAAAUGAAGAAACUGGCAAAGGACAGGGAAGAGACCAGGAAGAAGCCGAAAAUGACAAUAAUGGAAUCGGCACAGCCUGGCAGCGAGCCUCUGUGCACUGUUGAUGUUUAAGAAACUGCGACCAGGAGAUCAAAGUGGCACAAAAAACAAAUCUUGCAACCAACAACCCUUUACUGCAGAAUGCAAAGUCAACUCCCACCUCUCUAAAGUAUGCAUUGUAUUAGAGGGAAACGGCAAUGUUACUGGAGGGAUGCCUUGAUCUUGAGUACUGUUAAGAAUUACUGGCACAUUUUUUAAUGGGAAAUCUAUUUUGUUCCCCACAACAUGCUCGCAGAUGCAAUACAACUCCAAUGGGAAUGCACGUGCUCGUUUUUAUAAGGAAAUGACUUGCACCCACUCAAAUAAAGAUUAAAAAAAACCUUUUAAUUAAGUAAUAAAUCAAUAAAUAUUUGUGUUGACGUCUGCAACUGGAAACGGAUGCAUUUUAAAAAAUAUAUAUUUUAAACCGAAUGCAAUAGACAAGGUUUCAUGUUGUAUCUGCAUCUGUCCUAAUGUUUAAUAUUGGCAUGGACAAAGUUGUUUAACUGAAUUGAAAUAUAAUGGGUAUGUUUUAACAUUAGUUUAAGAAACAGAAAGGGAAUGGCUUUUUCUUUUUUCUUUUUCAUUUUUAUUUUCUCAAACAGCUGUAAUUUGAUUUGCCGUUAUGGACAUGCAGAAUAAAACAGGAAUCUUGCAUCAUAUCAAAGGUUUGCUUUAAUUGCUGACCAGUUAAGCAAUUCAAAUUUCACUGGAUGUGACAGGAAAGUAAACCAGAGCACAAGCACUUGAGAAUACUUUGCCAGGGAAAAAUGAUUAAUAUUAUUGUAUUACUAUUAUUUCUGCAUCAAAGGUAGGAAAAGCACAUUUUGUUGAACUAUAAACAAUAUGCAUCUUCAAAGCUUUGAUGGAUUGAUAAAAUAUGAAACACUACAUUAAUCAUUUAAGUUUUAAAGUUAAGGUAGCUCAGUUAUCAAAACUAAGGGAGCACAUUCUCAAUGGUAAACCAUGUUCUACAAGGCUGAAAUGUCAUGAAAACUCCUAUUGGCACAAAUAAAGCAAUUUUAGAGUGGAUGUAUAUCUCAAAAGCUCUACGUAGAAUGGCACAUGUUGCCUUAGCAAAUCUUACUUCAUUUUCACGAAGGGCUCGUGUCUUCAAGCAAGGGGAUUAGUAGCAGGAAGUUCUUGUAAUAACCCUUGGGUUAACAGUGCAAGCCCUUUUCAUUAAACCUGCUUUGCAGGGCUUUACUUAAGAAGGGUGAGGUACAGUAUGUAUUUGCUGCAGUUAACAGCUGAAAUGUUUCUGGUGAAACGUUGCCUUUAGCAUGUAUUGAGUUAGAUUACUUGUCUUAAUGGCUUGUGUACGUCUGUAUUUGUAACUUUUGACAACAACUUAACAAUUGUCCUGUUCAUCUCAAAACGAGUCAGUUUAUUUUACACUCAAGGUACAUUGUGUGUGUGUGUGUGUGAUGCAGUGAUAACUUUAGACAAUCGCCUAACAACAAGAAAAAGGUACCAGCCUUUAGCGUGAUCAAAAAUGUGUACUUAAGAUUAAAGCGACCCACUACUAUCUCUACAGAGCAUUAAAAAAGCAGUGUGAACCAAAGCUUCAAUAAUAUCGUCUUAUGCAUUUUCUAUGGGAUAGUGUAGUUUGCUGCAUUGAAAAUAAAAAUAAAAAAACAGGAGAGAAAAAAAUGCAAUAAGUGCUGGAACAAAAGUCAUUUCAACUGCUGUACACUCAUUCUGUGAAGUAUUUCAGUGUGUGUGUGUGCGUACGCCUGCGUGCUUUUUCUCAAUGUUUACUGAUGUUUUUGUGUGUGGGUGUGUUAAAAUGCCAUCACUCACUGUGGCACAUAAGCUCAAAGCAUAUGUAUAAUCGGGAAUAGAUGGAUGCUUUUUAAGAAUGUGCUUUUUCAUGCAAUUGUUUGGCCAGAGAGAACUGACAUUUUGCGCCUUUUGUCUGUCUUGCAAAAUGUGCGUUUCACUGUAGUGUGGAGAAAAUGAAGCUUUCUUUUUAUUACUUGGUACAGUCUGACUUGUAACUUGUGCUAGAGCAGCUGCCUAGACAAUGAAGUAUGUCCUGUAAUGUGACUAAGUGACUGACUUUUUCAAUGAAAUUUGUUUAUGCAAAUAAACCUCUAAGCUCAA
Messenger RNA from Acipenser ruthenus (sterlet), 4981 nucleotides. Its product is annotated as microprocessor complex subunit DGCR8-like. The record is from RefSeq and is a predicted model, not a curated record. The transcript has 14 exons. Gene Ontology annotation, molecular function: identical protein binding; primary miRNA binding; double-stranded RNA binding. The coding region runs from base 521 to 2908 and encodes 795 amino acids. Lineage: Eukaryota; Metazoa; Chordata; Actinopteri; Acipenseriformes; Acipenseridae. Gene Ontology annotation, cellular component: microprocessor complex. Gene Ontology annotation, biological process: primary miRNA processing.